Molecule: messenger RNA, 1183 nt
Organism: Uloborus diversus
Lineage: Eukaryota; Metazoa; Arthropoda; Arachnida; Araneae; Uloboridae
Exons: 5
Coding region: 21-494 (157 amino acids)
Source: RefSeq, a predicted model, not a curated record
CGUUUGGCAUCAAAACUAACAUGUCAAUAAUAAUGGGAACUGUCGGCGACGUGUCGGGAUUUGUAUUAUUUACCAUUAAUAUUUUGCUAUAUGUAUCAGAAGUUUCUGCUUACUAUUGCAAUCAUGAUUUAUGCCGGGAAGAUCAAUAUUGUUGCGGUGAUAAUAUGUGCUGCGACUACGUAUAUUCUCCAUGGUAUUUCUGGGCUGGAGUUGUCUUCAUGAUUCUUGUACUUUCUGCUUGUGGGGGUUUGUUUCGAUAUUGUUACGAGAGCAAUUCAUAUGUAGUUCAUACCAGAUACUCUUUCAAAGACAGUUAUUAUCCAACUAAAAGUGCCAGUGAAGAAGAUAAGGGAUUGAGCAGUGUGAUUAUUGACAGUGAAGCUCCACCUGCAUACUCUGUGGCAGCAUAUUCAGAUACACCCGAAGACUACCAGAGAUUUUCCUCCUAUGAACAAACAAAACAUUUGGCUAACUCACGAACUACUUGCCACUGAUUCCAGGCGACUUUGAUGUUUAUGCUUUUAUUUGUUUAUGGAAGCUCCUGGGGACCACAUUCAUAGAGCUCUUGGUUCCUCUUAAAGAUAUUCAUCUCUGCUGUACAGUCUCCUCGCAGUGUGAAUUUCUUCGACUGUUUGUAAACUUUCUUGAACUGUGUAAGGGGACAGAGUUUUAAAUAUUUAUUUUCAAAAACUGAGUAGACAUCAUAUCUGCAUUGCAUUUGACAGAUAGUUUUAUAUGUAAUUGUUAUAAAACUUGGUUGUUAUCAUAUAUCUGGAAUAUAGUAUUUAUAUCUUCGGUUGUACAGUCAUAUCAGUGGUUUCAUCCAACGGAAGCUGUGAAUGUUGUUACACAUUGAUUUUGAAGGUAACAGUAUAAAAGUUUAUAUAAUGCAAGCUCAUUUAAGUUUUAACCAAGCAGAAUUUAUGUAUGAACAUUUUAUGUUUGAAAUGUAUUCCAGAAAUGGGAAGUUCUUGUGCAUUUCCUGAACUUGUGCCAAUUUAUUCUGUAGUCUUUUUAUUUUAUUUUUAAGUUAAAAUUUAGAGUAGAUUCAUUUUGUGUCUGUACAUAUGUUUUGAAUUGACUAAAAAAAUUUUUUUAUAUUCAGCCUAGUUUGAAAAGUUCUUUUUUGUAGCCCUCAUAAUACUUCAUAUUAUUCUAAUAAAAAAACGCUAUACUGUGCCAA